Messenger RNA from Drosophila teissieri, 342 nucleotides. It is a transcript of the gene SIFa, whose product is annotated as neuropeptide SIFamide. Lineage: Eukaryota; Metazoa; Arthropoda; Insecta; Diptera; Drosophilidae. The transcript is spliced from 2 exons. The coding region runs from base 36 to 254 and encodes 72 amino acids. The record is from RefSeq and is a predicted model, not a curated record.
GCUCACUGCCCACAACGCUCACCGAAAACUGCAAGAUGGCUCUGCGAUUCACGCUCACUCUGCUCCUGGUCACGAUUCUGGUCACAGCCAUACUUUUGGGCUCCAGUGAGGCAGCCUACAGGAAGCCUCCGUUCAACGGCAGCAUCUUCGGCAAACGCAACAGCCUGGACUACGACAGCGCCAAGAUGAGCGCCGUUUGCGAGGUGGCCAUGGAGGCGUGUCCCAUGUGGUUUCCCCAGAACGACAGCAAAUAGGACCACGCCCUACGACUCCGCCUCCAAGAACUGAUCUCGAGCCUACGACUAACACACCAGCGGCAGGUGGGCAGAUGCUGUGCCUGCU